CAUUCGGGUCUGUAGCCGAACGUAGCAGGACGAAGUGCCCUCCAGGUUUGAGGACACCUGGCAUCAAAUUAUUCAUCCUACUACACGUAGUUGAAGCACAGAUGUCCAAUCAAGUCAGGUUGAGGCUGCUGCCCAGCGCCAGGUGUCUGUUCGAUGAGCCCGUCCAGGUGAAAGUGGCCGGUCUGAGGUCCAAGCAGGUGGUCACCAUGAGAGCCAGAUCCACAGAUGAGAAGGGAGUGGUCUUCAGCUCCUCGGCCACCUACAGGGCAGACAGCAGCGGGGAGAUCGACCUGAGCAGAGACGCCUCCGUCAGUGGGAACUACGUUGGGGUCGAGCCCAUGGGUCUGCUGUGGUCUAUGAGGUCAGACGUCUUGCACAAGAGGUUUCAGAAGACAAACUCCCUGAAUCCCCAUGUGGUGAACUUCUCAGUGCAUGAAGAAGAGGGUAGGAUGGUGGCUGAGGCGACCAAUGAGAGGUUUCUGAUGGUAGACGGGGUCAGCCGAGUUCCCGUCAAACAGGGAAAUAUUCGUGGGGUGCUUUUUACUCCCCCAGGUGAAGGGCCGUUCCCUGCUGUGUUGGAUCUGUACACGUUUGGUGACGGUCUGUCGGAGAAAAGAGCCGCUCUGCUGGCCAGCCGAGGAUUCUUGGUUCUGACGGUGGCGCUGUACGGUCACGAUGACCUGCCCAAGAACAUUAAGGAAGUCCAUCUGGAGUAUUUUGAAGAAUCCAUCAAAUUUCUAAAGAACCAAGAUAAGGUGGGCAGUAAUGGAGUCGGCAUCAUCUCCCUUUCUAAAAGUGGAGAUCUCGCUCUGUCAGUCGCAUCGUACCUCCCAGGAGUCCAGGCUGUCGUCUGUAUCAACGGCUGCUCCGCUAAUGUAGCCUUACCCCUUUAUUAUAAGAAUAGACAGAUUCUCUCAGCAUUGAAGUUUGACAUCAACAAAAUGAUUUCCACAGAGUCUGGAGCCUUUAUCACCAAAUAUGGCAUGCAUGAUACUCUGAAGGAGGAAAACAAGGCAUCCCUGGUGCCUAUCGAACGAGCAAGCGGACAAUUCCUGUUUGUAGCUUCAGAGGACGACUUCAACUGGGACAGCAAGGCCUACAUGGAUGAGAUGGUGGACAGACUAAAGCGUCAUGGGAAGGAGAACUUUGAGAGUGUGAGCUACCCUGGAGCCGGACAUUAUUUAGAGCCCCCGUUUGGACCGUACUGCCCCUCCAGCUUCCAUGGAGUUUGGGGCUUUGUGGAGGAACGCCGACAUGUCCGGCCAUCGCUGCUGCAUUCACGGCUGUUCCAGUCGUUCACACGGUAAGAACGAAGAGAAAUUAAACAACGGACUGCGUUUCUUCUGCUUUCCGAGGUGGAAGAAACAUGAAGACGAACUUGUGUCGGAGAUGACCGUAUGGCCUGGGUAACAGCAGUUGGAAGGAACGAUGUCACUUUCGACUGCAUUUUACCAUCAAAAAUGGUCUGCUUCCUUCAUUUUCAUUCAGGUACGCUCUCGAUUUAAUACACACUAGUAAAAGUGAAGUAAAAGUAAAAGUGUGUGUGGUAUUUUGCACUAGUGUUGCCAUUUUCUAUGUGGAGACCAUGAACGCAUCUCUGAAGAUGCUGUUUCUGCACAGUCAGCAGGUUAGACCUCAGAAAUCCUUUCUAAACCGAUAAAUAGUCGUCUGGUUGUUAAACAUUCUAUUCUGCGCAUGUGUAAAACUCAAGGCGCGGGGGCCUUUGAAUUCGACUCUACUAACUCGGUUAAUGUUUUUCCAGGAAAACCAGCGUAUGAAAUGCUAACGACCCAUCCUGACUGGAAAGCGUCUCUGCUGCUGGGCCAGAAGCAGGUCAGGCAAGAAAAAGAGCGGCAGGAGAUGCCACACACAGCCGAGGUUGUGCAAAACUGAAGAGGAAGAGGAGAAACGGGAGGAAACUGGCCUCUCACAACCUGUCGAGGAAAGUUCAGAGGAAAACAUGCUUGACCAAUGUGCUUUGAAGCAAAUCACUAGUCUAAAGAGUGAACUCACUGAACUUACAGAACUGUUCUUAAGGGGUGACAAAAAGGUAAAAUAUUACACCGGACUUCAGAGCCAUUCCACUUUUCAGGUCUUGUUGCGCCACAUCAAACCUUUCCUGCCGCAGGUUGCAACAAAGUUGACUCACUCAGAUGGUUCUCCUCACCUUAAUGCGUCUGAAGUUGAAUUUUCCAGUGGAUCUGAUAAGUUAUUUAUUUAACGUGCAGCAAGAAACCGCUAACGCUGCAUUCGAGGACAUGGUCGCUGCGUUGUACACACUGGUCCACUGGCCGCACAGAGCGGGUGUGGGUCAGUAUGCCUCAGCUGCUCCUGGAGACAUUUGGAAGACAGCUUAUCAUGGUCGUCGACUGCUUUGAGGUUUCCACGGAGACGCCUCCAAUAUGGAGUCAGGGGACGGACACAGUGGCACGGUGAAAUACGUCACCGGCAUCGCUCCGCAGGGAGUCAUUUCCUUCACCUCCAGAGGCAGGAGGGGGGGCAGCAGUGACGUAGAAAUCACAGAAAGCUGUGGUCUGCUGGACAAACUGCAGCCGCAUGACGUAGUUCUGCGUUUUAACAUGAAGGACGAUCUGGGCAUGGUGUGUGCUGAGGUCAAAAGGUCAUCACCAUUCGGCCACUGUGAACUGGAUCAGAAGACAGCUGAGGAAACAAGACGGCUAAUGCACUUUAGAAGCCAUGUAAGGAGAAUUAUUGGUUCUGUUUGCAACAAAUAUAAAACAUUAAAUUCAAGCUUUCCCAUCAGGAUGAUUGGACCGUCUGAGGGAGAGAGCGAGACGCUGCUAGACAAGGUUGUAGCAGUUUGUUGUGCACUUAUAAAUCUGUGUCCAAAUGGUGUUCUUUCAUUGCAAAAAGGAAAUUAACAAAUACUGUAGGGCAGAUGUGAACUCUUGUAAUAUUAUGACUUUGUUUUCGUACGAAUUUCUCUUAAUAUUAUGACUUUAUUCUUGUAGUUUUAUUUUUUCUUAGUAUGGCCGUAAUACAUGUGUGUUACAAAUGUCACAUAGUUGUGAAAGGUCACAUUGCAAACCAAUAAAACUUAGAAUUCUUCUGUAA
Molecule: messenger RNA, 3075 nt
Organism: Xiphophorus maculatus (southern platyfish)
Lineage: Eukaryota; Metazoa; Chordata; Actinopteri; Cyprinodontiformes; Poeciliidae
Product: acyl-coenzyme A thioesterase 1-like
Exons: 5
Coding region: 102-1307 (401 amino acids)
Biological process (GO): fatty acid metabolic process; acyl-CoA metabolic process
Molecular function (GO): fatty acyl-CoA hydrolase activity
Source: RefSeq, a predicted model, not a curated record